Molecule: messenger RNA, 1651 nt
Organism: Owenia fusiformis
Lineage: Eukaryota; Metazoa; Annelida; Polychaeta; Sabellida; Oweniidae
Source: the annotation of a GenBank genome assembly
AGGAUAUAUUAUGUAUUUUGUAUUUGCUCAGAAUAUUUUGCAAGUUGUGUUGACACUAUGUUUGCUACUGCUGAGACACGAGCUUGGAGCAGUUCCGGCACCUGUCCUCUUAAGACUUUUUCCAGACAGUGUCUACACAAACUGGAUUAUUAAUAAGAUUAUAGGAAACCCAGUUCCACGAGGAGAUGUUCAACUACCACCGGGAUUUGGACCAAUGUGUGCUCCACCACUUCCUCCGGGUGGUUUGCAUGACCAACCACCACCGUCUAACAUAGAUGUGUGCUUUAUACUACAAGUCUCGUGUCAUAUCUCAAGUGAUCAAAUCUCGAAUGCUAGGAAUAUAAUGGCUGAGAUCGCUGAUAGGCUGUCGGAAGAAGCAUACAUCGGUGCAGUAACAUACAGUGGCAGAGCAAACGUGAGGAUACCUUUGGGGACAAAUUCACGACAAAGUGGGAGUAACAUCGCAAGAGCAAUCCGAAAGAUGAGUAACACUUUGGAUAAUUGUCAACAGUGUAAGGCGAGAACCCAUGAAGCACUUCGAGCUUGUAAUGAACAAUUUAAAAGCAAUGGAAGAGAUGAUACGUUCUAUCCGAAUCUCAUUGUUAUUUUCACAGAUGGAGUCUCGUUUGAAACUAAGUUUGACUUCGAAACGCCAAGAUUGCAAACGGUUAAGCAGGCAGAGAUAAAUAAGAAGGCAGGUAUAAUUACAUUGGUAGGUUCCUUUAAAAACCCUGAAGGGGCAUACACCGGGACAAUGGAAUGGUUGAAUAUACUGGCACCUAGUUCCAUAGAGGGAAUGAGAGGUCUUCGACAUCCGUUUGAAGUUAUGAGCGAUGAUCCGCAAUUUUCCAGGUUCAAUAUAGAUAGGGAUAUUGUUGACGAUAUCGUGAAUGACAUAUUCACGUCGGUACCUAUAUGUUCAACUCCAUGUUCCCAAUUUGCUGAUGUUGUACUUGUAUUAGAUCGAUCCGAUUCUAUAAGAGCCGAGGACUUGGAUAAAACGUUGAACUUUUUCCGCGAGUUCAUUGGAAAAUCCAUAGUUCAUUGGAAAUCUGGAUUACAAUUUGGAAUAUUGACAUAUAAUUCAGGAGUAUACAUACACUCACAACUUCGUGAGCAUACAACUAUAAUUGAAUUACAACGAGUCAUAGAUAGAAUUCCAAGAACAACUGCAAAAUUUACACAAACAGACAAAGCUAUAAAUGAAGCUAUACGACAGCAUAUACUGCGUGGUAGACUGGACGCACGUAUGAUCGUCAUAAUAGCAACGGAUGGACGGUCCUGGCAUACAGGUUCUCCGUUUCCUACCUCAAAAGACACAAUUGCCGCAGCCAAUCAAGCCAAGUUAAGGGGCAUCGACGUGUUCGUUGUAGGGUUACCGAAUUAUCUUGAAUUGAACACUGGUUAUCGAACAGAAUGGCGUUUUGUGGCAUCUAAACCUGUUGAGUGUUCGGUGAUCAACAUGCAAUCCCCCAAUGUCACUUACGAUGACCUUUAUAUUGUGGGCAUUAUGUUAACCAAUGAGCUUUGCAAACCAAGCCUCGAUUCAUCGAACUGUAUAUUUCGAGGGACAUAAGACAUCGGUUGAUAAAUACAGAGCACAAAAAGUACAGUGUGUCAAAUAAGUCCCGUCCCCCUGCUACAGCUAAAA